GAGGAAAGAAAGAAGAGAAGCGAGAGAGAGAGAGAGAGAGGAGAGUCGCGAAGAGAAAAGACGGACUUGACAGGAAGAGAGGAGAGAAGUGAAGGAAGAGAAGAAGGGGAGUGGGAACACUACCCUGGAAUAGCCAGGCAGCAACUAGAGCUGUAGCAGACUCCUCCCUCUCACCCCCUCCCCUCUCUCUCUCUUUCCCCGUCUUUCUUUCUCUCUCUCUCUCUCUCUCUCUCUCUCUCUCUCUCUCUCUCUCUCUCUCUCUGAGGCAGUCUGUUACUCUGUCAUUUGACCCGGCGAGAGCUCAGCAACUGGGAAGAACGAGGGAGAAAGGAAAACAGAAAGAGAGGGAUAAUUCUCAUGACAGCCAUGCAGUCCAUCCCUAAUGGCUGUGUUUUUCUCUAAGCCAUAUCUCUCUCGUUUUGGCUGUGGACCCGAUCUGACUGGAGCUCUUGAACUGGACUUUGUGUUUCCUCUGUGGACGCUCUCCCGACACUGCUGUGUGGGAUUUACUCUGCACCGCGAGGAUCUAGUGUGUACUUGCGUGUGUGCUCGCUGGGCCAUGCCCACCCCUGGUAACGGGUCAUCCAGCGUGAGGUGUACACCAUGAAAGGGGGCCACCACCACCGAGGCUGUGCCUGCCAACAUUUGUUCCGUAAAGUCCUGGCCAAGUGUGGCUGCUGCUAUGCCCGGGUCAGAGACUCAUACUCAGCGGCGGGCAGCGAGGGUAGCAUCUCCACCUCCGUGGCGUCCCUGCCCCCGACCCUGACGGCGUCCAUUAGCUCCGCCCCCAACUCCCCGGGCUCGCGGCGUUCCGUCAGCACCCUGAAGAGGUGGCUGACCAAUCCCGUCCGCAAGCUGAGCGCUGGGGCCGUCAACAUCUCCACCAGCGCCAAGGGGGAGCGGCAGGACAGGAAGUUGGAUGGGGGAAGCAAGCCCCCUCCUCCUAUUCCACCCCCACGCCACAGUCAUGGCCUGGGCCUGGGCCUGGGAGGGCUGGGGCUGGCCAGCCCCCUGGGAUCAGAGGACCACCUCACCACUGUACUACCCAUCACACACAAAGAGAUGGAGUGCAGGUAUAAUUUGGCCAGUCCUGAGGAUCUCUCCCCGGCAACCCUAAACUCUCCCAGCUACCUGUCUGACUCGCUACAAGGCUGUACUUCACUGGCCUACACACAUGAUACUCAGCCCACCAAUGUCUAUCCAGAUGACAACGGCUCAGUGUUGACGGACGACACCUCCAGCCAAUCAUCAGCUGCAGCUGACAAUGAGGAGAGGAGGAGUGCUUUAGAGAAGAGCAUGUACGUACUGAAGGAACUCAUAGAGACAGAGAAACUGUAUGUGGAAGACCUGAGGUACAUAGUAGAGGGCUACAUGGCCACUAUGAAUACCAAGGGCAUACCUGAGGACAUGAAGGGGAAAGACAAGAUUAUAUUUGGAAACAUUCACCAAAUGUUCGACUGGCAUAAAGACUACUUCCUGGGGGAACUGGAGAAGUGUAUAGCAGAACCAGAGAGACUGGCUCAACUUUUCAUAAAGCAUGAGAGGCGUCUCCAUAUGUAUGUGGUGUAUUGUCAGAACAAACCAAAGUCAGAGCACAUCGUCUCCGAGUACAUCGAGACUUACUUUGAGGAGCUGAGGCAACAUCUGGGUCACAGGCUACAGCUGAACGACCUGCUGAUCAAACCAGUCCAGAGGAUCAUGAAGUACCAGCUGCUGCUCAAGGACUUCCUCAAGUAUUACACCAAAGCCGGGAUGGACACAGAAGAGCUCGAGAAAGCGGUAGAGGUGAUGUGCUUUGUGCCCAAACGCUGUAACGACAUGAUGAACGUGGGACGACUGCAGGGCUUCGAGGGUAAAAUCACGGCGCAGGGGAAGCUGCUCCAGCAAGACACUUUCACAGUGGCGGAACAGGACAGCAGCUUCCUGUCCAGAGCCAAGGAGAGGCGGGUCUUCCUGUUUGAACAGCUGGUCAUCUUCAGCGAGCCAAUCGACAGGAAGAAAGGAUUCUCACUUCCUGGUUACACCUUCAAGAGCAGCAUCAAGGUGAGCUGUCUGGGGGUUGAGGCUCCGGUGGAGGGGGAGGCUGGCCGAUUGGUGCUGACCUCACGGGGGGCUGACGGGACUGUGGUGAGAUACGUGCUGCAGGCCGCCUCCCCAGAGGUCUGCAGGGCCUGGGUCAACGAUGUGGGACAGAUCCUGGAGAACCAGAGGAACUUCCUCAACGCCCUCCAGUCUCCCAUCGAGUACCAGCGCAGAGAGGGAACCAACAAGUCUAACAGCCUGGGCCGGAGCAUGAGAGCCCCCCUGUCUUCGGCCAGCAGUCCCCUGCGCCCCCACUCCUCGGCCUCCAUCGACCGCCAGCGCCUGCCCUGGCUCCGGUCCUACAACACCUCCCUCCCCACCCUCUACCUGCCCAGCCAGGGGGGUCAGGGAACGGGCCUCCAGGGCCCCGCUGAGACACACACUCCCCGGGAGUCUCCUCUGGUCAGUAGGAACUCGCAGACAACAGUCUCGCCAUCUCACGUCCAGCUGGCUUUCACUGACCCGUCUGGUCUGUCUCACUACUCUCAGACCCAGACCUCCCUGCAGUGCCAAGCGGGGUCCAGCGGGCUGCGUAGCACACAGCAGAGCGCAGGAGAGGGCUGCAGUACCAGGGGCCUGCCUGGUGAGGCUGUACCUCCUCCUGGAUCUGUCUCUGGUCCAUUGGCCGGCAAGCGCUCCAGCAACCUGGCCCAGCUCAAUGAAGAUGACCUAUGAACCCUGACCCCUAGGAGGAAGGAGGUUCACGGACCACCACAGCUACAGAGAGAAAGGAGGAGAGCCUCCUCUAGGCUUACCAUAUGUUGAUGCUAUCGUUAACUUAAGGGUCCUUUUGAAGGUGGAUGGAGUGCUUCUGUAAGGAGCCAGGACUGGAUGGAGACUGCUCUUCUGGACUGUUGCUACUGCUUUUUCAGACUGUUACCCGGCGGUUCACCGACAGUCUGAGAGACAUAAACCAUGGUCCUAAUGGAAUAUACAGUAUACGCCUUUCAUCUGAUUUUUCUGAGCGAUGUGAUUUGAGAUUGAAGACGUGCCUCUGCGUGGCACCACUAAUGGGUGGCACCCAGCUAGAUGUUGCAAUGGCUGAGGUUACGAAGGACACUCAAUGGACAUUAGGUAUUAUGAGGACUUUGCUUGUUUCAUUAUGAGGACUUUGCUUGUUUUAUUAUGAGGAAAUUGCUUGUUUCCUUUUUCAUUUUGGACAAUUUCUAUACAGUAUAUAGUGUGCUGUCUGUCAGGGGGCUUUGGGAUUUGUUCAAAGUAAGAAAAAAAAAGUCCAUUCCUGAUUGGGGAGGUCACUGGAGAAGUGUCUGUGUGUGAGUGCGCAUGCUGCAGGCAUGUGUGUGUGCGUAUGUGCGCAACAUGCGUCUGUGUGUGCAUGUGUGGGUGAAAUGCGUCUGUGUGUGUGUGUGUGUGUGUGUG
Molecule: messenger RNA, 3462 nt
Organism: Oncorhynchus tshawytscha (Chinook salmon)
Lineage: Eukaryota; Metazoa; Chordata; Actinopteri; Salmoniformes; Salmonidae
Gene: arhgef25a
Product: Rho guanine nucleotide exchange factor (GEF) 25a
Exons: 16
Coding region: 604-2757 (717 amino acids)
Biological process (GO): axon guidance
Cellular component (GO): plasma membrane; cytoplasm
Molecular function (GO): guanyl-nucleotide exchange factor activity
Source: RefSeq, a predicted model, not a curated record